AUGUCGCUUUCUUCAAGCCAGGCAUCUCAGAUUUUGGUUGUGCUCAGCCGUCACUCCUCCUCCUCGCCAUCCCAGUCACGGCCAGGCACCAAUAACUUGGUCUCAAUACAUUUUCGUUGCAACCGCAAGGAACAUCUCCAAAAAGUAUCAGCAGAGACCACAACGCCCACCAAGGCCUCUGAGGCCAAUUACAAGCUCAGACUAUCUGACGACCGUCAUCGAUCAAGACAUAGAGUCAAUGAUGCAGAUACUCAGGCUGGCAGACCAUCACUGCAGGUUGUCGACCUGAAGGAAGACUGGGUCCACUCUAUUUCCUUAGACACCAAACGCCAGUCGAAAGGCGCCUUCUAUGAUGGCUCGCCUAGCGUAAAUUAUCUGGUAAAGCUAGAGGAUUUUGCAGACUCCACGGGCCCUGCCAGCCCCAUCCACCUUAGCUUCAUUUUGAGGAGCAAACGCCAAUGGCCCCCAUCACAAUUGCCUUUUACUGCAGAUCUCUUCCUACAGAGUUCUUCUAUGGGCCUGGUAGUCCGAAUCUGGGCCAAUGGAAGGUCUGUUCCCAAACACAACACCACUUUCUUUGGUUACAGGCACACGAAAUACCUCUCCAUUGAAGUAGGCGGUCGCAAGAGGGGAGACCUUGUAGCGACGGGAACCCAGACCGAAGAGAUACAGUCUUCUGCAUUUGAAGUGGGUUUCUGGCUUAUCUUCACUGCAUUCGGCAGAGGAUCACAGUCCAUCGCCUAUACUGCGGCCGAUUGUUUCAUCAUUCAGGGCACCUUGAUGUGA
Colletotrichum acutatum is the source of this 786-nucleotide messenger RNA. RefSeq lists its product as uncharacterized. The record is from RefSeq and is a predicted model, not a curated record. The coding region runs from base 1 to 786 and encodes 261 amino acids. The transcript has 3 exons. NCBI's taxonomy places the organism in Eukaryota, Fungi, Ascomycota, Sordariomycetes, Glomerellales, Glomerellaceae.